Messenger RNA from Cantharellus anzutake, 815 nucleotides. RefSeq lists its product as uncharacterized. The record is from RefSeq and is a predicted model, not a curated record. Lineage: Eukaryota; Fungi; Basidiomycota; Agaricomycetes; Cantharellales; Hydnaceae. The transcript has 2 exons. The coding region runs from base 338 to 616 and encodes 92 amino acids.
GUGGGAAUAACGUAUCUGGUUGAACAGGGUAGUGGAAUACAUCCAAAUUUCCUAUAUCCGCGGCUUUGUAUCAUGAAGGGUCAUCAACACAUAAUGCCCACAGGUUUUCCGGAUGGAGCGUCAACCGAUUGAUAACGUCCAGACUAACAUAUUUUACAUCAUGUCCUCCCCCCCCCCGGCUCCGCGUGAUCUGGGACAUGAGGAAGGAAGGUGCUUGGCAGGGUGAAUGAGUAAGGAGUCAAUCGGGGGAAAUUCUUGGCUUCGGGAGGGUAGACAUUGAGCUGGCGUCUUUUGGGGUGCCACAUCCUUCACAUCGCUUGCGCUAAUACUUAGGAGGAUGAUAGUUAUAAGUCGCUGGAUUGGGGGGCCUAUGCAUUUACGUUCUUUCCCGUGGUGUAGGCGGAAGCGCAUGGUGGCGGUUGGAUGGGUAUAUGAAGACGAUGAGGAUUUUGUCUUGACAAGGCAGUGGGGUUACCAGGGUGCCUUCGUGCUUUGCCAAGACCUCUUCGUGAGGGUCACUAGGAAUGUUGAUCCUACUAUGCCUGAUCUCAACGAGCCGUCAAGCUGGGGCACGCGCACUGAACCAGACGGCAUCCCAGUGGUCGCGCUGGGGUAAAGAGUCUUAAGUCAGCAUCACGGGUCAGUAAACCUCAGCCUCGCACACUCAAUGAUAUGUUCCGUUCACCAUCAGGGCAGCAUUACGCUGUCAUGGUCACAUUCGCCUUUCCGGUCUCAAACACCACACAACUAGGAGAGCCAAGACACUCAUUUCAUUUCUUAUCACACGAUGACAUAUCCCUCGCGUGUCUUUCCGC